Molecule: messenger RNA, 469 nt
Organism: Pocillopora meandrina
Lineage: Eukaryota; Metazoa; Cnidaria; Anthozoa; Scleractinia; Pocilloporidae
Source: the annotation of a GenBank genome assembly
AUGUACACUUCGGCGGAUGCGAACGACAGCACCGAGGAACAAGCUCUCACAUCAAUACAGGAGUUUUUUAAGGCCGUGAGUUUUGAAAAGGAGGCAGAUAAAUCAAUGCAUCCAUCAGGCAAUAGCUAUAGAAGCGAUGUAGAGCCCGUGCCCUUGCCUGGACAUGAUCACAAGACGUAUCAGUCAUCAUAUACUGAAAUUUACGCAAUCAAAUCCAAAUCCAACUUUUUCUCAUCUUCAUUUCACGUAAGAUAGACGCAUCAUCAUCAUAGAUAAUAGUUCUUUUCUCUUCGAAACAUCUAGCGAAGAAGCAAAAUACAAGAAAAGUGGAGUUAUUUGUGAAAUUGGUAAAGAUUCGAUACGAUUAUUAAACGGUCGUUUAGAGCUAACUGAAGAAAGACUUUGCCAGGUCCUUUCAGACUGCCGAGGUGAAUGUGAUUUGGAAAAAAAUGAAACUAAAGAAAAUCAA